Molecule: messenger RNA, 363 nt
Organism: Prunus armeniaca (apricot)
Lineage: Eukaryota; Viridiplantae; Streptophyta; Magnoliopsida; Rosales; Rosaceae
Source: the annotation of a GenBank genome assembly
AUGGCGGCUCGCUUUGAGAAAUGGCUUACAGAAGCAGAUAUAGAGAACAGAUUAAUUACCCUUCCGAUUUCCUGGCUUAGUGUGCUGCUGCCUCGAAUUGAACAAGGAAGCCAUGAGGUCCAUUUGCAGGUUACAGACGGGUUCGGGUUUUUUGGGGAAUUUUGCUGCUCCAUUCGAAGGGUGGGACGGUACCGGAAGCUGGUUCUUCAGUCUGAGGGAUGGCUCAAGUUUGUCAACCACAAAGGGCUCAAAGUUGGGGACAAGAUCGUUCUUGAUUCAGAGGCCAACGAUUUCAGAGGACCCCAAUUCAGAAUUAGAGCACAGAAGUUGAACAAAGAGUGUGAUCAGUGGCUUGAUGUUUAG